GCGGUUUUGGUGAGGCAGCAGAGGGAAACAGAAGAGGCAACGCACACAGCUGACUUUAGAGGUUCCAUGGCCCUAGUUAAUGCCCUUGCUGUCACCUUUUGACUCCUUUGUUUUUUCUACUCUCUCACUCUCUCCUUCCUUCUAUAUAUCCACUUCUAACUAUCCCAUCCUCUCUCAAAUCAACAACAAACUUUCUCUCUCCUUUCUCGUACCUAAAAUUAAACCAUCAAAAAUCAAGAAACACAAGUCUAAAAUUUGAGUGUAGUGAAGAAGAAGAAGAAGAAGAAGAAGAAGUAGCAGAAUUAGGGCAGAUGGGAAGGCCUCCUUGCUGCGACAAAAUUGGUGUGAAGAAGGGCUCAUGGACUCCUGAAGAAGACAUCAUCCUAGUCUCCUAUGUUCAAGAACAUGGCCCAGGAAAUUGGAGGGCAGUUCCUGCUACCACAGGUUUGAGGAGAUGUAGCAAGAGUUGCAGGCUGAGGUGGACUAAUUACCUCCGCCCAGGAAUUAAAAGGGGCAGUUUCACACUUCAAGAAGAGAAGAUGAUUAUUCAACUACAAGCCCUUUUGGGCAACAAAUGGGCUGCCAUAGCUUCGUAUCUCCCAGAAAGAACAGACAACGACAUCAAGAACUACUGGAACACUCAUUUGAAGAAGAAGCUCAAGAAGCUACAAAACGGCUCAAUCGAUCAAUCCAAAGCCAAUAGCAGCAAUAACAACAAUUUAAUCUCCUCGAAAUCACACUCGAUUUCGCGAGGGCAGUGGGAGAAGCGGCUUCAAGAUGAUAUCACCACCGCCAAACAAGCCCUCCACGACGCAUUGUCGUCGGAAAACACCCCCAACGGCGCCGCCGCCGUCUACGCCUCCAGCACUGAAAACAUAGCUAGGCUGCUCAAGAACUGGGUGAAGAGCACGCCGGAUUCCGUGGAAUCCAAGUGCUCGAGCAACGUUUCCACGACCGUCGAUUCAGUCUGCAGCAAGGAGGAAGAUAUGUCUGGGGCGUUCGAGUCCAUUUUCGGCUUCGACAACACUCUAGAAACUUCGAAUUCCGAUGAGUUUUCGAGAUCCGCGUCGCCUAUGGUUGUUGGUGGUGAGAUCAAACAAGAAGAGAAUUCAACUUCUUCUUUGUCGAUGUUGGAGAAUUGGCUGCUGGAUUUUGAAGUGAAGGAUUAUUUGACUAAUGUCUCAUUUGAUGAGGGUUUAGUUUAGUUUAGUUUUUGGAUUAUUUACAGAAUUAUUUAUUUGGAGGUGGAAAAUUUUUAUUCUUGGUUAUUUAAUUAAUCAUGCCCCUAACACUACACAAGCACUUCAUCUUAAUUCUGAUUUAGUUGUUUUGCUAUAUCGAUGUAAAUUCUGUAUUUUUUGCUGUGUUCAUUAAAUGAAAGUAAGGUCCCUAUCCAUUUCUUGCAA
Salvia miltiorrhiza (redroot sage) is the source of this 1406-nucleotide messenger RNA. RefSeq names its product transcription factor MYB94-like. The transcript is spliced from 3 exons. The coding region runs from base 312 to 1205 and encodes 297 amino acids. The record is from RefSeq and is a predicted model, not a curated record. NCBI's taxonomy places the organism in Eukaryota, Viridiplantae, Streptophyta, Magnoliopsida, Lamiales, Lamiaceae. Gene Ontology annotation, biological process: response to auxin.